AGACAUUCGGGGACAAAAUGGCGUCAAAGCCUGAAGAGGAUUACUGCUGUCCUGUGUGCUGUGACAUCUACAAGGAUCCUGUACUCCUGUCAUGUAGUCACAGUGUGUGUAAAGUCUGUCUGCAGAAGUUCUGGGAAAUCAAAGGAUCUAGAGAAUGUCCAGUCUGCAGGAGGAAAUCCUCUAGGGAUUUUCUGCCACCAAAUCUGGCUCUAAGGAAUCUUUGUGAGGCGUUCCUACAGGAGAGAAGUCCGAGAGCUGCAGUAGGAUCUGAGGUGCUCUGCAGUCUGCACAGUGAGAAACUCAAGCUCUUCUGUGAGGAGGAUAAACAGCCUGUGUGUGUGGUGUGUCAGGCAUCAAAGAAGCAUAAACAUCACACCUUCAGUCCCAUAGAUGAAGCAGCACUUGACCGUAAGGAGGAGCUCAAGAUCAAACUGCAUCGCUUACAGACAAAACUGAAGACCUUUGAAAAAGUUAAAGUCAUGUGUGACCAAACAGCAACACAUAUUAAGACACAAGCCCAACGCACAGAGAGGCAGAUCAAACAGGAGUUUGAGAAGCUCCACCAGUUUCUACAUAAUGAAGAGACAGCCAGGAUAGCUGCAGUGAAGAAGGAAGAGAAGCAGAAGAGUCAGAUGAUAAAGGAGAAGAUUGAGAGGAUGAGCAGAGACAUCUCAUCUCUUUCAGACACCAUCAGAGCCAUAGAGAAGGAGAUGGGAGCUGAUGACAUCACAUUCCUGCAGAACUACAACAACACAGUGGAAAGAGCCCAGUGCACACUGCAGGAUCCAGAGAGGGUCUCAGGAGCUCUGAUCAAUGUGGCAAAGCACCUGGGCAACCUGAAGUUCAGAGUCUGGGAGAAGAUGCAGGAGACUGUUCAGUACAUUCCUGUGACUCUGGAUCCCAACACUGCACACCCAAAACUCAUCCUGUCUGAGGAUCUGACCAGUGUGAGACGUGGUGAUGAGAGACAGCAGCUUCCUGAUAACCCAGAGAGAUUUGAUAAGUAUGCUGAUGUCCUGGGCUCUGAGGGCUUUAACUCCGGGACUCACUGCUGGGAUGUGGAGGUUGGAGAGAACACACGGUGGGAGGUGGGUGUGAUGACAGAGUCUCUCCAGAGGAAGGGAAAUUACAGCUCCAUGAGUGGAGUGUGGUGUGUUUUGUAUAAUGGUGCUGCAUAUGGAGCACGUGCUCGUCCUCAUGACCCCACUCUCCUCACAGUGCAGCAGAAACUCCAGAGGAUCAGAGUGCAGCUGGACUGGGACAGAGGAAAACUCUCUUUCUCUGACCCUGAUAAUUACACACACCUACACACUUUCACACACACUUUCACACACACUUUCACUGAGAGAGUGUUUCCAUACUUUUGGACUGGCAUCAAUGUUCCUCUGCGGAUGUUACCAGUGAAGGCCUCAGUAAGAGUAGAGCAGCACAGUUAGAGCUGAUACUGACUCUGAACCAGGAAUGACAUACUGAGAGGGAAACCUAUAGGAGAGGAGACUAUGAAGAAACAAAGCCAUUUAAUCAGCAGUAAAAAUAUGUCUCAUUGUGUGGAUAUAAAUGUUAAAGGUAUGCUAAUGCCCACCGCAUUUAACUUGCUGUAUAUGUACUGCACGGUGCCUAGUUUAAUUUAUAUACCACAGUAGUAAUAUUGUGGGGUUUACUACAAAUGGAUUGGUAAAUGAAUGAGGACAAUAAAACAUU
Messenger RNA from Sardina pilchardus (European sardine), 1701 nucleotides. Its product is annotated as E3 ubiquitin-protein ligase TRIM35-like. Gene Ontology annotation, cellular component: cytoplasm. The transcript is spliced from 6 exons. Gene Ontology annotation, molecular function: zinc ion binding; protein binding; ubiquitin protein ligase activity. Lineage: Eukaryota; Metazoa; Chordata; Actinopteri; Clupeiformes; Clupeidae. Gene Ontology annotation, biological process: protein ubiquitination. The record is from RefSeq and is a predicted model, not a curated record. The coding region runs from base 18 to 1436 and encodes 472 amino acids.